Molecule: messenger RNA, 591 nt
Organism: Molossus molossus (Pallas's mastiff bat)
Lineage: Eukaryota; Metazoa; Chordata; Mammalia; Chiroptera; Molossidae
Gene: CLEC3A
Product: C-type lectin domain family 3 member A
Exons: 3
Coding region: 1-591 (196 amino acids)
Source: RefSeq, a predicted model, not a curated record
AUGGCAAAGAGCGCACUUGUCAUUUACAUCCUGGUCGUCACCUUACUCCUGGACCAGACCACCAGCCACACGUCCAAAUUCAAAGCCAGGAAACACAGCAAACGCCGAGUGAAAGAAAAGGAUGGAGACCUAAAGACUCAAGUUGAAAAGCUCUGGAGAGAAGUCAAUGCACUGAAGGAAAUACAGGCCCUGCAGACAGUCUGUCUCCGAGGCACAAAAGUUCACAGGAAAUGCUACCUUGCUUCGGAAGGCUCGAAGCACUUCCAUGAAGCCAAUGAAGACUGCAUUUCCAAGGGAGGGACCCUGGUCAUCCCCAGAAACACGGACGAGAUCAAUGCCCUUCGAGACUAUGGUAAAAGGAGCCUGCCAGGUGUCAAUGAUUUUUGGCUGGGCAUCAAUGACCUGGUCACGGAAGGCAAGUUUGUUGAUGUCAAUGGAGUUGCCGUCUCCUUCCUCAAUUGGGACCGAGCACAGCCCAAUGGUGGCAAGCGGGAAAACUGUGCCCUGUUCUCCCAGUCUGCUCAGGGCAAGUGGAGUGAUGAGGUCUGUCGUAGCAGCAAGAGGUACAUAUGCGAGUUUAUCAUCCCUUAA